Messenger RNA from Carlito syrichta (Philippine tarsier), 711 nucleotides. RefSeq names its product phosphoinositide interacting regulator of transient receptor potential channels (gene PIRT). The coding region runs from base 298 to 711 and encodes 137 amino acids. The record is from RefSeq and is a predicted model, not a curated record. Lineage: Eukaryota; Metazoa; Chordata; Mammalia; Primates; Tarsiidae. Gene Ontology annotation, biological process: positive regulation of cation channel activity; phosphatidylinositol-mediated signaling. The transcript has 2 exons. Gene Ontology annotation, molecular function: phosphatidylinositol bisphosphate binding; transmembrane transporter binding.
AGUUGCUGGGAUCCGCAGCACACUUCUGCAUGUGGCCAGGGUGGCUUUCUCCAGCUGGGAUGAAGGACUUGAGCAGAAAUUCAUUGCUGGCUUCCUCCCUGCACGAGCUCCAAGUGAUUCCGGGGUCCUCCGUCCUCCCCGGGGAUAUCAUCAAGGACACACAAAGGCCCUGUUUACCCUCCACUGAGAGUUGGGUUGGAGAUGGAUGCUGAGUAUAGACACAGUGCAGGAGGAUUCUUUUGUCUUCACUCUUGUUUCUAACUGUUGCUGGUACUAGGUGCCCGGUCCUGAGCAGCCAUGACGACGGAGGUUCUCCCCAGUGCUCUGGAGGUCGACGAGAAGUCUCCAGAAGCCAAGGACCUACUGCCCAGCCAGACUGCCAGUUCCCUGUGCAUCAGUUCCAGAAGUGAGUCUAUCUGGACCACCACCCCCAGGAGUAACUGGGAAAUCUACCGCAAGCCCGUCGUCAUCAUGUCCGUGGGAGGUGCCAUCCUGCUCUUCGGCGUGAUAAUCACCUGCUUGGCCUACACCUUGAAACUGGGUGACAAGAGCCUUACUGCCCUCAAGAUGAUAGGCCCUGCCUUCCUGUCCCUAGGACUCAUGAUGCUGGUGUGUGGGCUGGUGUGGGUGCCCAUCAUCAAAAAGAAACAGAAGCAGAGACAGAAGUCAAGUUUCUUCCAGAACUUCAAGUCAUUCUUCCUGAAUCGCUGA